AUGCAACUUCCUCGUCCAACAACAUUUACUGUGAUUUCAGACACGCACAACUUUCAUCAAUUUGUUCAAAUCCAACCCACCGACUUUUUAAUAAUUUGUGGGGAUAUUACUCGCCGAGGAAAAGGAGUCGAUUCCUUUGUUAAUUGGAUUAAAUCACAACAAGUUGGGAAUACUUUUCUUAGUCUUGGGAACCAUGACAUGUCCGCACAGACCGAAAUUUGUACUCAAGUCCGCAGUAUCAAAAAUCUUCAUCUUCUUCUUAAUGGACAAAUCACCAAUUUUGGCGGUUUCCAAUUUGUGGGAAUACAAUACCACUGCCCACCUCCACUCAAUUUAUCACGCGUUUUAGACCCUCAUAAGCCACUUAUUUGUGUCUCGCACGAACCCCCAUUCGGAAUAUUAGACUACGGACUUAGGUGGAGACAACUCAUUCAUGGCGGUGUAUUUCACGCCGGCUCUAAACGUCUUCGAAACUUUGUUGAUACCACUCCCCCACUACUCCAUUGCUUCGGGCACUGUCACUCAUCGCGAGGCGUUCUUCAUAAAAAUGGAACUUUCUUUGUCAAUGCCUCUGUAACAGACGAUUUUGGUCAAAUGAAGAACCCACCAAUUACUUUUAAAUUUGACGGUAAAAAGUUUGAACCUACAAAUGAGUACAACACAGUCACUCUUUCAAAGUUUAUUAAAGAACUUACUUCGGGUGUUGUAUAUAAAAAGGUAAAUAAAAAAGUGUUCCAGUCGAACAACAAAAGUGCUUUUAAUACUUUGUAA
This is a messenger RNA of Entamoeba invadens IP1, 771 nucleotides long. RefSeq lists its product as hypothetical. Gene Ontology annotation, molecular function: hydrolase activity. The transcript has a single exon. The coding region runs from base 1 to 771 and encodes 256 amino acids. The record is from RefSeq and is a predicted model, not a curated record. Lineage: Eukaryota; Evosea; Mastigamoebida; Endamoebidae.